This is a messenger RNA of Melozone crissalis (California towhee), 976 nucleotides long. It is a transcript of the gene PAQR5, whose product is annotated as progestin and adipoQ receptor family member 5. Lineage: Eukaryota; Metazoa; Chordata; Aves; Passeriformes; Passerellidae. Gene Ontology annotation, cellular component: membrane. The record is from RefSeq and is a predicted model, not a curated record. Gene Ontology annotation, molecular function: signaling receptor activity. Bases 23 to 976 code for a protein of 317 amino acids. The transcript is spliced from 7 exons.
GGAAUUCCAUCCAGAGCCGGCCAUGCCCAGCCCCACGGCCCGGCUGCUCCGCGCCCACCAGGUGCCCGAGAGCUACCGGGAGCCGGGAAUCCUGUCCGGGUACCGCCCUCCCCAGAGCUCGCCCUGUGAGUGCCUGCUCAGCCUCUUCGGGAUGAACAACGAGACCCUCAACAUCUGGACACAUCUGGUGCCCGCCGGGUAUUUCCUGUGGCUGCUGCUGUCCCGGCUGGGCAGCCCGGGCUCGGAGGCCGGGGCGGGGCCGUUCCUGGCCUACCUGGGCACGUGCGCCCUGUACCCGCUGGCCUCGAGCGCCGCGCACGCCCUGGGCGCGCUGGGCGGGCACGGGCGGCACCGCGCCUACUGCUGCGACUACGCCGCGCUCAGCCUCUACAGACUGGGCUCGGCGCUGGCCUAUUCCGCCUACGUCUUCCCUCUGGAAUGGGUCGGGAGCACAUUCCAUGAUUUCUACGUUCCCGUGGCCGUGCUCAACUCCGUGCUCAGCACUGGCCUGUCCUGCUAUUCCAGGUUUCUGGAGGCGGAGCGGCCCCGCCUGAGCAAAGCCUUCCGAACUUUGGCCUUCGUGUAUCCCUACAUUUUCGACAGCAUCCCCGUUUUCUACAGGCUCUCCUGGAGCUGCUCUGAGGCCUCGCUCCCGCUGCAUUCCCGGCACAGCCUCUGCGCCCUCCUCACCUUCCUGAGCUUCACCUCCCACCUGCCUGAGCGCCUGGCACCGGGGAGCUUCGACUUCAUCGGGCACAGCCACCAGGUUUUCCACGUCUGCGGGAUCCUGGGAACGCUCUUCCAGCUGGAAGCCGUCUCCGUGGACAUGGCGGAGCGGCGGGGCCGCCUCCCGCUGCCCUCUGCCCUGCAAACCUUUGGGUCCCUGGGGAUGGGGGCGGCCGCCAGCCUGGCCAUCCUCGGGCUCUGCUUCCGCAGCCUCCGCCCGGAGCCUCCUCCCCGGGAAAAAUCCCACUAG